AUGAUUAGAAGCAGAUCAGAUAAAGAAGAAAUUAAUUUAACAGCUUCAAAUAUUGAAAACAAUUUAAUAAUAAAUGAAGAAGCCUAUAUACAAUUAAUAUUAAAAAAAGAAUUUAAAAGUGGUUAUUUCUAA
Messenger RNA from Dictyostelium discoideum AX4, 132 nucleotides. RefSeq lists its product as hypothetical. NCBI's taxonomy places the organism in Eukaryota, Evosea, Eumycetozoa, Dictyosteliales, Dictyosteliaceae. The record is from RefSeq and is a predicted model, not a curated record. The transcript is spliced from 3 exons. The coding region runs from base 1 to 132 and encodes 43 amino acids.